Anopheles cruzii is the source of this 3924-nucleotide messenger RNA. RefSeq lists its product as uncharacterized. Gene Ontology annotation, cellular component: condensed chromosome, centromeric region. Gene Ontology annotation, biological process: meiotic chromosome condensation; mitotic chromosome condensation. Gene Ontology annotation, molecular function: histone binding. The transcript is spliced from 7 exons. Bases 1 to 3873 code for a protein of 1290 amino acids. The record is from RefSeq and is a predicted model, not a curated record. NCBI's taxonomy places the organism in Eukaryota, Metazoa, Arthropoda, Insecta, Diptera, Culicidae.
AUGGCUCCACCGCACGUGCAUAUGCUACUGGAAGAGCUACCUUCAUAUUUUGAUCCGUCAAUGUCGAUCGAGCGAAUUGAUCGAAUUUGCCGAGAGGAAGAAAAAGUACGAGUUCCGGCACACUCUGACACUGAUGAAGAAAGUAGCAACAGUGAGCUUCAAGAUGCAAACACCGAAAGUUCACAAACCGUCGAUUUACGGGACUGCGCAAUGCUGAAACGAGCAAUAGAACAACCCACACUCCAUGAACUAAUGAACGAUAUCACACAGGAAGUGAGAAUCAUUCGUCGAAAGGCUGGUGUAUUUGACCAAUACGAUAAUUGGCAGUAUUUAUCGAAGAAAAUCUGCGUAGAUCACUUCCUAACAUUCGUGUAUGGCCUGACAUGUCUUGCCGAGUACGAUCCGGCGCCAGCAAUACACCGAAAGUUAGCUCUGGAUUCGACGAGGCUCUACAUAGUGCUAUUGAGUACGCCAGGACAGAAGCAGACAAAUGUAUUCGACGAACAAGUUUUCCAAAAGUGUUUGGAUAUCUUCAAAAUGGCUGAUCAGCUGCGCGAUCCUAUUUAUGCAGAUGCCAUGCGAACUGCAUCCGAAAAUCGUUUACUACUAGAUUAUAUUGCCGUGCUUGACGAUUUGCUGUUGCUACUGGGCUGCAUGACACUUAAAAAUUGUGAAUCGGAAAAGCUUUACUUAGUGCAAACGUUGAAAAACGUUCUCAACUACUGCAUCAAGCACACCAAUGACCGUGCAGUCGCUGAACAACUAGCGGAAAAGGUAUUCGAAACACUCGGGACCCUCUGUUUGCCGGAGCACGAUGAUCACAACGAAUGUGCCACGACUAUUAGUACAAUCUUCAACAAAACGGCAAUGUUUUACCAGUUAGAGUAUAAAAAUUCACCACCCGUGUUCCAAGUGUACAACUUUUUCCUGAGACUCCUCGAGCAGUAUCCCACGGAUGCAUCCAAUGUCUUGGCAAACUUUAUCAAAUCUGUUCUUACCAAUCCACCCAAAGUGUUUGCGCGUGCAGAUGAACUGAACUAUUUGCUGGAUGUGGCAGUAAAAUACGAACUCGCCAUGUACAGUAAGUGUAACAUUUCAAUAAUAGACUAUGUGGAGAAAAUUGAGGCACACGCGGAAUCCGGUACACGUAUCAAUAUUGUAGAAAUCAUAUCAAAACUAGCCCUGGUAGAUUGUACCGUGAACUGGGUGUUGUUUCAGUCAGAAAUAUCCAAGGUACCACGAGAAAUUAAAAUGAUUCGCCUAUUGUACAACAAGCUCAUUGAGAAAAACUGUGUGGUCAAACUAAAAGCUUUACAAUGCCUUCUGCGAAUUAUGCAAAACGGAAAUCAGGUGAUGAAAAAACUGAUCCUCGUCGCUUAUCAUCGUCCAUAUGCAGCGCAGGAGGAAAAGAAUUACCUUCAAAUGCACGACGUAGAAGAACUCUACCGUACAGCCGAAUUGGAACUUGGUAUAUCUCGAAACUCUAUCAACCUUCGUCACAGUUCUGCAGAACAAAGUUCAAGCUCAUUGGAAGUUAUCUCGUCGCAGGAAUGCAGCUCUGACGACCAACAGAAGGCGAGCUCUACUGUCGAGGGUAUAGAUGAGCUAAACGAUGUAUUUGAUUCCCUGCCGAAUGUUCUUUAUGGGGGAACACUGUCCUCUAACUCGGCCAUACGACGAGUGUCUUUAUCCUGCAUAGGACACAUUUGCGAACUAGACCGCAAUCGCAUAGAUGACGUGUUCGACUACAGCAUCACAAAGCUCGCAAAAGAUCCAGUGAUGUUAACGCGCCGUGCAACGCUCAACGUACUUAACAAGCUGCUGACCAUCUAUCCUAACUAUUUACCCCUAAUAAAACUGUGGUCCAAGUGCUUGCUGUACUUCUUGGAUGACGUUGAUCAGAAGCUCAAGGAAUUCGCAAUGGAGAGUCUGAAAAUGAACGUCUUUGAUAGCAUUUGUCGUUUCGAAGAUUCUUCGUCGAACAAAACUUUCACACCAUGGAUGAUCGUACGCUCCAUUUUGGUACUUGGAAAGAUCAACGUGCUGAAGACGGCCGUAGAUUCGUGGAUUCAAAAAUCCAUCCUAACACCAAAAGUUCUCAGCAUAAUAGAGUCACACAUCUUUACCGUCAACUGCAGCGAAGCUUGGAUUAUUUUAUCAAUCAUUGCUAAUAAAAUGAAGUCGCGUAAUCCUGACGUGGUGAUAAAAACAAUGAACGACAUUCUUCAGCGGGAUGUGUACAAUUCCCCGAUAUGUCUACAGUAUAUCCUCAGUGUUGUUAAAUCAUGGAUUGGAGAUUUCACAAGCGGGGGAUUGAACCAUCUGUUUAAGAUACUAAACGAUCUUUUGCGCACCGGUAGCACAAACAUUUCGCUCGUUAGCGAUAUUUAUAGUUUAUGUUGCAUGAUAAAAGAAAAAUCUGACGGUAUUGUUAGUCAUGAUUGGAUCACUAGCAUACGUGAUAGUAGCGCCCAAUAUCUUUUGCAUUACCAUUCCCACUACACAAAUCUGCACACGACCAACGAACGGUAUCUUAUUAGCCUGUUGGUAUACGCUGAAGCUGCUACAGACUUAAAUCUUGAGCCAGAUAGGAAAAUUAUGAAAAUUCUGAUCGAUCAUUUAACGAACUUUGCUCCAGAUGAACAACAAUUAUCAGAUGCAGAUGAGAAUCGAAAAACCAACGUCACUAUUAUAGUACUGGCCAGGUUUGCAUUGCGUGACGGGUCCUUGGCUGCUACGGUCAUACAUCAUUUUACUAGGAUGCUUAAGUUCAAAAACAUCAACGAAAGCAUUAUAUGCACACUGAUCACUGCGUUUUCUGAUCUGUGCAAAAGGCACACUUCGCUGGUGGAUUCCUCAAUUUCAACGAUGGUUGGGCAACUAAAUUCUCGGUAUUUGUCGGUGCGCAGUGUAGCACUAAACAAUUUAAACGAACUGAUUCUGCAAGACUACAUCAAAAUGCGGGGAAAAGUACUUUUGAACAUUUUGCAACUGAUUAUCGAUGAGGAAGACCACAUUGCAGCCCAGGCGAUGUACGUAAUUCAGUUGUACGUACAUUCCAAAAACGAUAAAUUGCUUAAGAUUUCUUUAUUGGAAUGUGUGUACGUGUUCAACAACUACAUGCAAUAUGCCGACAGCGACAUGUUCCCAACAACGGAAAUAUCAAGCAACGAUUCUUGCGAGUUGGCUGGAAAUGACCCAACAUCGAUGGGAAAACGGAUUAAUAUCUAUGACUUUUUUAUCGAGAAUAUCGAUGACACCAGUUUACUGAAAUUGCUUAAGAAUGUUAAUAAGAUACACCAUCAGUUAGUGAAGAAUAAAUACGUUGAGUGUCUGCAAGGGGUUUUAACGCUCCUGGAUUUGCUCUACGUAUUUAAACGGCUGGUCCAAGUGAAGGAUCGAGAUAAAAUCCGAAUGGGCAAAAUUGGGGCUCUGUCCAACGACAACGAAACUAAUGAUAGUCAACUCGAAGAAGCGCCGUCCAUAGCAAAAAAAUCUAGGCUAGCCAAUUCUCAAAUAGCUGCAGAACGAGAAGUGACGGUAAUUGUGGAAAAAAUGAUAGCGGUGUACUUUAAUUUUCAACAAGAAUCGCGUAAAUACGUUCAAAAGGUAGAACCACAACACAUAGAAAUCCUGAAUCAACGGUUGCAUGAUCUAGCUCUGGCAAUAGCAAAACACUUCCGAGGUCUUGUAGAGUUUGCAAAACCCAUGAGCUUUUGGCAAUCGCAAUUAAAAUUAGUCGAAGAAUUGCAACCAACUGGAUUGAGAAAACAAACCAGGAAAAGACGGGGGAAAACUGAUGCUGGUGAUGUUACUGAUAGUGACGAAGAACCAGAAUGUACGGAUAUGUUAGAUACUGAGGAAGAUAUUUAAUCAUUGCUGGAUCACCAGAAGAUAUGCAAACAUUCAGUAAAUGGAGUUUAA